Molecule: messenger RNA, 444 nt
Organism: Protopolystoma xenopodis
Lineage: Eukaryota; Metazoa; Platyhelminthes; Monogenea; Polystomatidea; Polystomatidae
Source: the annotation of a GenBank genome assembly
UUGGACCUUUCCUCGUGUCUUGCAAUCGACAGCGAUGGAUUUCUCCCUUUGGGGAGGCUUAUACGGCUUCGUUGGCUGUCGCUAUAUCGGACGAAAGUGACUGACGCUGCUCUGGCCAAUUUAGCAGCUCUUUGUCAACGUUUGGAGCAUCUUAAUCUUGGUGCUUGUUCUUUCGUACAUUCUAUGAAUAGAUCGAUUCUCGCCAUUGCCAAAUCUAAUCCCGGGCUAAUAUCUCUUGAUCUCUGGCGGUCGCGCAACUUCUUAGCUGAUGGCCUCCUUCAAUUGGCUGACCUCUGUCCAAACCUGCGAGAAUUAGACAUUGGCUGGUGCGGCCCGGUCCAGAAUCGACAGCCCGGUUGUGUUGAGUAUUUGGUCGCCAGAUGCCAUCGAUUACAAAAGCUAUUUCUCACUGCUCUAAGGUCGCACAAGGUUAAGAAGGUCUAA